AGCUCGGGCUCCGGCAUGGUGCAAUCCGGCCUCGUCCUGGGAGAGCGGGGCCCGCGCGCGGGGCUGGCGCCGGGGGAGCGGCGGCAGCGACGGUGGCAGUGGUGGCUGCAGGCGCAGGCAGGCGGCAGGUGCUAGAAGCGGGGCUGGGCGAGGUGUGUGCCCGCUGGGCUCCGGGGCCGCCGCCCCCUCGCUGCCCCCAUCUUUCCCUCCCUUUGGGCUUCCCAGCGCGUCCAGCCCCCCGUCUCCGCGCCCCAGACCAUGGCGCCCCGCGGUUGAGCCGGCGCCGCCAGGGACCCCUCCCGCGGGCCUCCCCGGGGCGCGCAGAUCCCGGAGCCGCCCGCCCACCCUCCGCGGAGCCUCCCUCCUCUCCUCGCCCGAGCCGGGCGGGACCAUGGCUGCGAAGCUGCGAGCGCAUCAGGUGGACGUGGACCCGGACUUCGCGCCGCAGAGCCGGCCGCGCUCGUGUACCUGGCCCCUGCCGCAGCCCGACUUGGCCGGCGACGAGGACGGAGCGCUGGGUUCAGGGUUGGCUGAGGGCGCCGAGGACUGUGGGCCGGAGCGCCGGGCGACGGCCCCGGCGAUGGCCCCAGCGCCGCCGCUGGGCGCGGAGGUCGGACCGCUGCGGAAAGCGAAGAGCUCCCGGCGGAACGCGUGGGGGAACCUGUCCUACGCCGACCUCAUCACCAAAGCCAUCGAGAGCGCCCCGGACAAGCGGCUCACGCUCUCGCAGAUCUACGACUGGAUGGUCCGUUACGUGCCCUACUUCAAGGAUAAAGGCGACAGCAACAGCUCGGCCGGCUGGAAGAACUCCAUCCGGCACAACCUGUCGCUGCACACCCGUUUCAUCCGCGUGCAGAACGAGGGCACCGGCAAGAGCUCGUGGUGGAUGCUGAAUCCCGAGGGCGGAAAGACGGGCAAGACCCCGCGGCGCAGGGCCGUGUCCAUGGACAACGGGGCCAAGUUCCUGCGCAUCAAAGGCAAGGCAAGCAAGAAGAAGCAGCUGCAGGCACCUGAGCGAAGCCCCGACGACAGCCCCCCGAGCGCACCAGCCCCGGGGCCCUUGCCUGCCGCGGCCAAGUGGGCCACCAGCCCGGCCUCACACGCCAGCGACGACUAUGAGGCGUGGGCCGACUUCCGCGGUGGCGGGAGACCCCUGCUAGGGGAGGCGGCCGAAUUGGAGGACGACGAGGCCCUGGAGGCCCUGGCGCCAUCGUCGCCGCUCAUGUACCCGAGCCCGGCGAGCGCGCUGUCGCCCGCGCUAGGUGCGCGCUGCCCGGGGGAGCUGCCCCGCCUGGCCGACCUGGGAGGCCCGCUGGUGCUGGACGCGCUGCCCGGGCCGUACGCGGCCGCCGCUGCCGGGCCGCUGGGUGCCGCGCCCGACCGCUUCCCGGCCGACCUGGACCUCGACAUGUUCAGCGGGAGCCUCGAGUGCGACGUCGAGUCCAUCAUCCUCAACGACUUCAUGGACAGCGACGAAAUGGACUUCAACUUCGACUCGGCCCUGCCUCCGCCGCCGCCCGGCCUGGCCGGGGCCCCGCCCCCCAACCAGAGCUGGGUGCCGGGCUGAGGGCCGCUUCCCGCGCCCCGGGUGCCUGCCCCGCCCCAAGGGGCCUCUGUUUUCCCAUCCUGAUCCCCGGGACCCCACCCCCGAUUCCAGCUCCGCGGGAGGAUCCAGGAGGCAGCCCCA
Molecule: messenger RNA, 1687 nt
Organism: Ceratotherium simum simum (southern white rhinoceros)
Lineage: Eukaryota; Metazoa; Chordata; Mammalia; Perissodactyla; Rhinocerotidae
Source: RefSeq, a predicted model, not a curated record